GAAACUUCAAACCAUACUGUUUUAAACUUUAAAUAUUUUAGGAGAGAGAAGUAACCAGAAAAAAAAGAUGAAUUCUAACGGAAAAUCUGUGCUCAUCGACGUUGAGCCUGGAGAUGAAAUCGUAAUUUCCGGGAUUGCCGGUAGAUUUCCUGAUACUGAUAACAUGAAGCAGCUCCAAGAGAAUUUAUUUAAAAAAGUAGAUCUUGGUUCGGAUGACUGUCGACGUUGGCAACAUGAACAUCCAGACAUACCAAAACGAUCAGGAAAGGUUAAUAAUAUCGAGAAAUUUGAUGCGGAAUAUUUUGAUGUACCUUUCAACCAA
This is a messenger RNA of Dinoponera quadriceps, 322 nucleotides long. Its product is annotated as fatty acid synthase-like. The annotation marks the transcript as partial. Gene Ontology annotation, molecular function: acyltransferase activity. Lineage: Eukaryota; Metazoa; Arthropoda; Insecta; Hymenoptera; Formicidae. The record is from RefSeq and is a predicted model, not a curated record. The transcript has 3 exons.